Messenger RNA from Elaeis guineensis (African oil palm), 1520 nucleotides. RefSeq names its product protein G1-like1. Gene Ontology annotation, cellular component: nucleus. NCBI's taxonomy places the organism in Eukaryota, Viridiplantae, Streptophyta, Magnoliopsida, Arecales, Arecaceae. Gene Ontology annotation, biological process: mRNA transcription; response to light stimulus. The record is from RefSeq and is a predicted model, not a curated record.
CACUGCCCAUCUCCUGCUUUGGUGCCUCUCACUAACCCAUUACUUCUUGGUCUUGUCCUGUAGACUUGUACCCAUAUCCUCCUUAGGCCCAGAAAACUUGAAUGGAUUUUGGAGACCUCAUGCCUUGAGCCUCUUUUCAUCCCACCGCGCCUAUCGCACCUACCAGCUCUUUAUUGCGUGUCCUUUUCGCAACUCUCUAUCUCUAUAUAUCCCCAUUGACACGGCCCAUUUCUUCGUCCCUCACACAAAGCUCUCGGCCAUUCUUCUCAGAACCAUCUCUUUUUUUAGCUUGGUUUGUACCCACUUCCUAUAUUUACACCCAAAAGCUUGGAAGGGCUUUGGAGAUCUCAUGAUUUGAGCUUCUUUUCUUCUGUCUCUAGGCUCAGAGUUGUGGAUAUCAAGUUGCACCGAAAAGUAGUUAUCAGUUCUCAUUGAUCAGAGUGACCGACCCCAAAAGCAAAAGACAUAGAUUACCGAAUUGUUAGCAGAAGCCUCCAUCAUCAUCAUCAUCAGCAACAGCAGCUACGAUCAGUAUUCUAUUUAACUGAAAAUCAUGUUGUCGACCGGAGCGAGCUCCAAGACGGAGAGCUCGGCCAAUUCCUCCGCCCCCGACGGCGGGCUGCGCCUGAGCCGGUAUGAGUCCCAGAAGCGCCGGGACUGGAACACCUUCGGCCAGUACCUCCGGAACCACCGCCCCCCGCUUACGCUCUCCCGGUGCAGCGGCGCCCACGUCCUCGAGUUCCUCCGCUACCUGGACCAGUUUGGCAAGACCAAGGUGCACGCCGUCGGAUGCCCGUUCUUCGGCCACCCCCACCCCCCGGCGCCGUGCCCGUGCCCCCUCCGGCAGGCUUGGGGCAGCCUCGACGCCCUCAUCGGCCGCCUCCGCGCCGCCUUCGAGGAGAACGGCGGCCAGCCGGAGGCCAACCCCUUCGGUGCCCGUGCCGUCCGGCUCUACCUCAGGGAGGUCAGGGACAGCCAGGCCAAGGCAAGGGGGAUCGCCUACGAGAAGAAGAAAAGAAAGCGAACCUCUCCGCCGCAGCAGGGUCACGGUUCGCAGAUGCCGGCUCCAGCGACGGCUCCCGCCAUCACCCACAGUCGGCCGGCGGCCGACUUGAAUUCGCUGAGCGGCGGGCACCCGCUUCACCUCCAUGCUCCUCUGGUGAUGCCGGCGGCGGAGGCCGGCGGAGACCACCAGGUGAUCAUGGCCGCCGCGGAGGCUCAUUCAGGCGGGGGUAUGAUACCAUUAUCGGUGUUUAAUUAGUCCGGUAUUUAGUUUGCAGUACUAAGAGUUCUUGCUAGUUAUAUUGUGAAGGUCUGUGUGUGGAGGACUCUUUAAAAGGUUGGCGUACUAGUCGUUGUUAUCUAUGUUUAACAGACAAUUUUAUGUGGUUCAUUGAGUGUAUAUCAUGUUUACGGUUAUUAAUUUCCAAGCGUAUGAGCUGUGCAUGGCUUUGAAGCUGAUCUUUCGCUCUUGCUUAAUUUGGUGUAGAUGCAGUAAUAAAUCUUUGCACAUUGAUCUU